This is a messenger RNA of Octopus sinensis (East Asian common octopus), 1350 nucleotides long. Its product is annotated as sarcoplasmic calcium-binding proteins I, III, and IV-like. The record is from RefSeq and is a predicted model, not a curated record. The coding region runs from base 68 to 643 and encodes 191 amino acids. Lineage: Eukaryota; Metazoa; Mollusca; Cephalopoda; Octopoda; Octopodidae. The transcript is spliced from 6 exons.
UUUAUCCUACAGAAAUCUUUGGUGUAUUCUUCUCCGUUAAGGAAACAUUACCAAGUAACAAAGCAACAUGUCAAACCAACAACUUUCCGAUUUCCAAAAGAACAAAAUCCUUCGUGUCUUUAACACAUUUUAUGAUUGCAACCACGAUGGGGUGAUAGAGUGGGACGAUUUUGAACUUGCCAUCAAGAAAAUCUGCGACUUGCAUUCAUGGCCAACUGAUGGUCCAAAACAUAACGAGGCGAGGGAAACCUUAAAAUUGAUAUGGGACGGUCUAAGGAAGUUUGCCGAUGAAAACGAGGAUGAACAAGUGACGAAAGACGAGUGGCUGCGAAUGUGGACCGAAUGUGUGAAGAGCGUCGAGAAGGGGGAAAGUUUGCCUGAGUGGUUAACUAAAUAUAUGAACUUUAUGUUUGACGUCAAUGACACCUCAGGCGACAAUAUUAUUGAUAGACAUGAGUAUAGUACCGUGUACACAUCAUACGGUAUUCUCAAGUCUGACUGCGAGGCUGCAUUUGAUACUCUCUCUGAUGGCGGCAAGACAAUGGUGACGAGGGAUAUAUUCAAACGACUUUGGACUGAGUAUUUCAUCUCAAACGAUCGUAAUGCCAAGGGAAAUUAUCUGUUUGGAACACCAAGCUUUUAAUAGCAACCUCUUAUUUUUACUUCCUUUAAAUACAGAGCGAAACUUUAAAAAAAAAAUGACACAAGAAACAAAUAUAUCAAAAUGAACAAAUAAAUAUUAAAAUAAAUAUUAAUUAUAAUUAUUAUAAAAAUCAUCAAAAUCUUACAGAAAUCUUAUCUCAAUAACGCUAUUAUAACUAGCAAUCUAAAUGCUAGCAGUCAUAUCUAUUUAAAAAAUAGCUAUAAUAAUAAUAAUAAUGAUAGUGAUCUUAAUAAUUUUAAAAUCAUCAUAAUGUCGAUGAUUGUAAUAUUUUAAGAACUAUUACAACAAUAAUAAUAAUGAUUAAAAUAAAAAUAACAAGAAAAACAAAAACCGUAAUAAUGAUAAAAAUAAUAAUACAAUAAAAAGUAUUAAUAGUAAUUAUAAUAACUAAAAUGAAUAUUAAAAUUUUAUCAAAACUCUUAUGAAGAAUUGUACUUAAAACGUCUUUAAUAAUUGUGUAUCCAUUCCAUUAUUUUCAACAAAUUUAAUAACAGUGUAUAUCGGAUGUCAUUAAUAUUUUAAUGUUCAUUUACUCGCAUUUAUUCUAUUAUAUUAUUAUAUUCAAAUUAAUCAAUUAAUUGAUUGCAUGAAAUAAUCAAACACGCAUACACGCACACGUGAACUAGCACGCACAUCUACAUUCCCACGCGUAUUUACACACACACACACACAUGCGAGCACACUAA